Messenger RNA from Marchantia polymorpha subsp. ruderalis, 3239 nucleotides. Lineage: Eukaryota; Viridiplantae; Streptophyta; Marchantiopsida; Marchantiales; Marchantiaceae. The record is from the annotation of a GenBank genome assembly.
CUGUACCUCUUCUCAAGUUCCAGCUCUGGGCUCGGGGACAGAGACGUUCUCAAGAGUUGGGCCCCACCUCAGCAGUCAGCUCGCUUCUGAGUGGCUGGUUGGUUUGAGUGACUCCGAUUUGUAGUGUAGAAGUGCUUCCUGUUAUAUGAUGUCAGCAAAGGCUUAUGGAGGGCUUUGUAGCGCGCUGGAAUUCCAGGGACUAGUCGCUCGAGGCAGAGUGACCAGCGGAGGACGUCGUAACAUGGCCGCGAUUCGGUCUUUAAACCUGUCAAGCAGCUUGCCGAAAUUGGAGAAUUUGCCUCCGGGAUGUGCGACUUCGUCAGGUCUCAUAGUAGGGAGAAGCGAGGCUGUCGGAUUGUGGGGGAGAAUUGAAACUUUUAGUCAUACACGGUUGCAGCGAAAUCUAGGUUCCUUAAGUCGCAAUGAUUCCCUGUGGAGUGUACAUACUAAUUUGAAGUCAGUUGUCGAACGCGGAGGAUAUCACCGUGUUGAUUUCACACGGGCAGCGUCGUAUAUUCCUCGACAGACACAAAGUCAGGCCGCACGUUUGAGGGAGAUUCUGGCCAAGCCCGGUGUGCAACUAGCGCCUGCAUGUUUCGACGGUUUGAGUGCCAGGCUCGUGGAGCAGGCUGGAUUCGAGUAUGCUUUUAUGGGCGGCUUUGCAGUCUCAGCUGCCAGACUAGGGGCGCCAGAUAUGGGACUCCUGUCUUAUGGGGAGGUUCUCGAUCAGGGCCGCCUCAUCACCCAAGCUGUUUCCAUCCCAAUAAUUGGGGAUGGAGAUAACGGAUAUGGCGGUGUCCUCAACGUGAAGAGAACAGUCAAAGGAUUCAUUCAGGCUGGGUUCGCUGGAAUAAUCAUUGAGGAUCAGGAAUCACCAAAAUCUUGUGGUCACUUUGGUGGAAAGAAGGUUGUAUCAAGAGCAGACGCUUUGACGCGAAUUAAAGCAGCUGUAGAUGCAAGAACCGAAUUAGAUUCCGACAUAGUUAUUAUUGCACGUUCGGAUGCUCGCCAAGCUGAAUCAUUAGAUGAAGCCUUAUGGAGAGUGAAGGAGUUCGGGAAUUUGGGAGCAGAUGUGCUCUUUAUAGAUGCUCUGGCUACAGAAGAAGAAAUGGAAAGAUUCUGUCAGAUUGCUCCAGGAAAGUGGAAAAUGGCUAACAUGCUGGAAGGUGGAGGUCGUACACCAAUACUUGACAAAAAACAACUCGACGCCCUAGGCUUCAAGCUGGCUGCGUAUCCUCUUUCUUUGAUCGGGGUCGCCAUGCAGGCUAUGGAGGAGGCGUUGAGAGGGCUGAAAGAUGGCCAGAUACCUUCAAACGAGAAGCUGCCGUGCUUUGACGAUUUGAAAUACAUGCUAGGCGUUGAAAAAUGUUACAAAGAAGAGAGACAAUAUGGCAAGUCAGACCAAAGAUAGCCACUGCUCAGUCUGGUCACUUCCUUAUCCUCGGAAAUAAUUGUUGAGAUAGAUUACAGGAAAUUAUAUUCAGUUUUGUCAAUCUGGAAUAUGCCGGUAGUCAUGGUAGCAUGCAGUUUGCGAUGAUGACUUUGUACACGUUGUGAACGUACGUCAGCAGUUUGGCAUGCGAUUCUGUUAGUUUGAAGCAGCCACAUCUUCUAAACUCUGCACCUUGAGUAUGGCCGAGCUUGGGCGUUCUAUUAUUGACAAGUGCGUAUGGUGAUAUAAAUAGCUGCGGACUCACAGGAAACCGAGGUUGUAGCGGAGUUACAGGAAACCGAGGUUGUAGACAUAGAAACAAAUUCGGUGAAAACAGGCGGGGACCAAGAGGACUUCCGAGGGUAUGGUGUUGAGACUUUACAGUUCAUCUCAUCUCGUUAUUUGCGAGUGAAAAUCACAGGCCGUGAUGGUGGCGUAAAGCUUGAUAUGGAGAUUCCAGCUUGGUUCUUAGAGCCUUUGGCUAGCAACAUUCCUGUUUUCGCAGGCGUGAACAUUCGACAGCUGUUGGAAGACUCUCUGUCUACCCUCUCGGCAGGUUUAGGAGGGGGAAGAACUUUGGUGGACUUUACCAGUCGUAAUGGGGACCGUGUACAGAUCAUACUGGUACAAAGCUCCGUAUAAUACAUUGGCCAUCGACCGCGGAGUAGCUCAAAAUCCACAGACGGUACUACACCUUCUCAUUAUUCCUAGGUGUUCCUGAAUAGGACUGUUACUCGUACAGCACCCAACAUGUGCUUGAGAAUCGCACAAUGUAGUAUCAGUUCUUGAACGCUGUCAAAGAUGUACAGAUGGCAACUUUUCGAAAUUUGUAUCAGAAGGCGCCUUUCAACACUCGGACAACCUCAUUCCUCCCUAAUGGGCUAGUGGCAUUUACCCUCUCGUGCCUCCUUGAAACUCUUCAAGGCUCGCCAACUCCCGAUGGUCGGUGCGUUGAAACUUUGGAGAAAGACCUUUUGUUCUUGCAGGAGCGGCCUAUCAUAACCCUAACUCUGGUCAAUCAAACCCUGAUGCCCAUUUCAGAAAUGCCUGUAUAAUAAACAUAUUACACCCUCAACAUAGGUUUCACCAAUAUUCCACCAGUUAUGGAAAGUCUACCUCGGCCGGUACAUCACCAUCUAGCGAUUCUCUGUGAACGCAACGCAUAUAACCUGCUCAUGAAGUGACGGGCCUGAGGCAACAAGCCCUCACAACAGAAAGGGAGACAACUGUUCGUGGGAGCUGGCAACCAGUACGAAGUGCAGUCCGAAGUACAAGGAGUUAUGGACUCUCCAGGCGGAAGAUCCGUUUUCGCUGCCGACACACGUUUGUUUGCCGUGGCAGUCCCGGCUGUCUGGCAGAUCGUGACAUGGCAUUCGUUAAGGUCGGUUCCAUUGUUGAUGAACUGUGUUUGCGGAGGUUCGCUGUUGGAACGUACAGCGGAGUGAGGGAUGUCUCCGUCGAUGACAGAAUGACAACUGCAAAACAACUCGCCCUUUGUUCCCCGCGCCACUUUGGCACACUUGUGACUAUGGGGUUCGCCUUAGUGGAAGAUGAUUGCGCUCUAUUGCCCGCAUUUCCGAUGAGUCUCUUCCUCCCGUGUUAGAAUGAGUAGCUGGGAGAAAAGGGAGCACCGGAAUUGCUGGGCCCCAACAAUAAGUUUCACCGACAUGAGGAAAUGUCACGAUUCAAUACUUUCAAAGCUACGCAUGGACGAAUCAAUAAUCCGUGGGAACAGCUAGUUGUGCCACGAUACUUGCGGUCAUUGACAUAAACCUGUAAUAUUCAAUUCAGUUGUAAAUGACCAAGA